UGCAGCGCGCGCUCAGCGCAGCCUGAAAAUGGCAACCCUUUGGAUUUAUCCGUCCCUUCUUUUCUUUCUCUUUCCCUCCCUCACACCGAGUCAAGCCUUACGGAAUUACCCAGAAAAUGAAGUUACGUUGUUGGACACCAUGUCUGCUCUGGGAGACCUUGGCUGGGAGGCCUACCCGGCAGAAGGGUGGGAGGAAAUCAGCGUGAUGGAUGAGAGGAACACUCCCAUGCGCUCCUACCAGGUGUGUAACGUAAUGGAGGCUAACCAGAACAACUGGCUACGUACGCGCCACAUACCACGAGACGGGGCACAGCGCGUCUACAUCGAGAUUAAAUUCACACUUCGUGACUGUAACAGCCUACCCGGGGUCCCCGGAACCUGCAAAGAAACUUUCAACAUGUACUACUAUGAAUCCAACAACCCCAACCUGUGGUUUAUCAAGGAGAGCCAGUACAUAAAGAUCGACACCAUCGCCGCCGACGAAAGCUUCACGCAGACCGACGUUGGCGAUCGGGUCAUGAAGCUCAACACGGAAGUGAGGGACAUCAGCAACCUGAGCAAGAAGGGUUUCUACCUGGCAUUUCAAGACGUCGGAGCUUGCAUUGCUUUGGUGUCCCUGCGGGUCUUCUAUAAGAAGUGUCCACUUGCCGUCCUGAAUCUGGCCCAGUUUCCAGACACGGUCACGGGUGGAGAUUCAGCUUUGGUGGAGGUGAGGGGAUCUUGCGUGAAUGACUCCGAAGAGUUUGAGGCGCCGAGGAUGUAUUGCAGUGGGGAUGGCGGAUGGCUGGUGCCCAUCGGACGCUGUGUCUGCAAGUCAGGAUUCGAGGAGAAUAAGGACUACUGUCAGCCCUGCAUUCCGGGCACCUACAAAGCAUCUUUGAUGGAUGCGUUCUGCACCAAGUGUCCUCCCCACAGUUACUCCCACCAAGAGAAGGCGUCCGAGUGCUCCUGCGAGAAGGGAUUUUACCGAGCUGACUUGGACCCGCGUUCAAUGGCCUGCACUCGGCCUCCAUCAACACCCGAGAACCCCAUCUCCAUCCUCAACGACACCUCUGUGACCCUGGAAUGGAGUCCUCCGAGAGACAGCGGCGGGCGAGGCGAUGUCAUCUACAGCGUCCACUGCAGGAAGUGCGCGGGGGAUGGCAAGACAUGUACCCCCUGUAGCACCAGUGUCCAUUUCGUACCCAGACAGUUCGGUCUCUCGAUUCCCAAAGUGCUGAUAACAGACCUGCUGUCCAACACCAACUACACCUUCAGCAUAGAGGCGGUUAACGGGGUGUCUGAUCUGAGCCCAACCCCUAAACAGCAGGUUAUAGUCAACAUCACCACAAGUCAGACCGUGAAUGUAAUCCUGAAGGAGAGAAAAAGCAAAGACAGUAUCACACUGGCGUGGCAAGGACCCGACAGACCCAACGGGGUCAUAGUUGAAUAUGAGGUCAUCUACUAUGAAAAGAACCAGAGAGAUCAGAACUACACUGUUCUGAAAACCAAAGGCCACAUGAUGACAGUAGAGGGGCUGAAGCCGGGCACCACCUACGUGUUUAGGGUGAGAGCCCGCACGGACGGAGGCUACGGCAACUAUGGUGGAGAGAUCGAGCUGGAGACCAGUCAUGAAGAUAUGCUGGCCAUUGGGGACCCUAACCAGGCGACCAUCCUGGCGGUGUCUAUAGCGGGUGGCAUUGUACUACUUAUCUUCCUUGUGACGUGUUUUGUAGUGAGCGGAAGGCAUUGCGGUUAUAUCAAAGCGAAACAAGAUCCAGAUGAAGAAAAAAUGCAGUUUCAGAACGGCAGAGUCAAACUGCCGGGAUCCAGGACGUACAUUCACCCUCACACUUACGAGGACCCGAAUCAAGCCGUCAGGGAUUUCGCCAAAGAAAUCGAUGCUUCAACUAUACGUAUAGAAAGAGUUAUAGGUGCAGGUGAGUUUGGUGAGGUUUGUAGCGGCCGUCUGAAGCUUCCCAGCAAGAGAGAGAUCUACGUGGCCAUCAAAAGUCUGAAGGCAGGAUAUUCAGAGAAACAGAGACGAGACUUCCUCAGCGAGGCCAGCAUUAUGGGCCAGUUCGACCACCCCAACAUUAUCAGACUGGAGGGCGUCGUAACCAGAUGCAAGCCCGUGAUGAUUAUAACAGAGUACAUGGAGAAUGGAUCGUUGGAUACUUUCCUAAAGAAACACGACGGGCAGUUCACCAUCAUUCAGCUGGUUGGAAUGAUGCGUGGCAUUGCAUCAGGAAUGAAAUAUCUGUCGGACAUGGGCUACGUCCACCGUGACCUGGCGGCACGCAACAUCUUGGUCAACAGCAACCUGGUGUGUAAAGUGUCCGACUUCGGCCUGUCCCGAGUGUUAGAGGACGACCCUGAAGCUGCCUACACAACACGGGGUGGAAAAAUCCCCAUCCGAUGGACCGCUCCGGAGGCUAUAGCGUACAGGAAGUUCACCUCAGCGAGCGACGUUUGGAGUUACGGUAUCGUCAUGUGGGAGGUUAUCUCGUACGGUGAGCGGCCUUACUGGGAGAUGUCUAAUCAAGAUGUGAUAAAGGCUAUAGAUGAAGGUUACCGGCUUCCUGCACCAAUGGACUGUCCAUUGGUCCUCCACCAGCUCAUGCUGGACUGCUGGGAGAAGAGUAGAGGCGAACGACCCAAAUUUGGGAAUAUUGUCAACACUCUUGACAAACUGAUCCGCAACCCCAAUAGCCUGAAAGAGCUGGCCAACAGCUCAGUGUGGGAAGACCCCACCACCCCAGAAUUUAGUGUGAGUACAGUAGAUGAAUGGCUAGACAGCAUCAAUAUGGGCCAGUACAAGGACAACUUCGCCACCGCAGGCUACGUUUCCUUAGACUCCAUACUGUACAUCAGCCUGAGUGAGUUAAGCAAGAUGGGUGUGACUCUAGUCGGUCACCAGAAGAAGAUUCUCUCCAGCAUCCAGAGUUUGCACGCGCAAGGGACCCACGUGCAGGUAUAACAUGCCUUCUUCAUCGCUUGAGAGCAUAUAGACUGAGAGGGUAAACAACUGCUUCCGGAGCAGUCCUUAUCAGCUGCUUCACCAUACAGAUCCCACCCUGGAUGUUUCCACACACGAACCCUUGUCACCACUCCGGCUUCCGUCCAUGCACGCCUGAGCCUCCUCUGAGCAGAGGGACAACCAGAGACUGAUCUACAAUCGCUCGGCAAAGCCAAGCAUUUUCAGAUACAAAUACAUUCAAUAAAUAAAAGGAAAUCAGUGUAACGAAAACAAAAAGAAACAAUAAUACAAUUUACAUUGUGUUAGUGCGGUGUACAGUGUUUUUUUUAUAGUUUCAACAUCUGCAUUCCACAUCCAUCAUAUCUUGCAUAUCAAGGGUCGGACUGUUAUUAAUAAGGUGGUAUGUAUAGGAGGGAUGUUAUGGAGCGUUAGAACCAUGUGAUCUUCCUUAAAUAUCAUCUAUAAUCAAUAUAAAAUAACAGAUGUUUAUAGUAUAUUUAUUUUGUCAUAAAUGAGGCGACCUGUUGGGCACUGAUGUUUCACAUCAUGCAGAAUCUGAUAUUCGGUCUUAAUGCGACAGGAGCUCUUGUCCCACUAGCAGAGAUAAAACCAACGGAGACGGUUGGAAACAUUCGACUGUGAAACAGACGUCUGAAGCAAAUCCUGCGGACAGCUGCGUAGGCGAGCGAGAGAUGACAAGAUAAGAGCUUUUGAAUUCUAUUUAGCUGAAAAAUAGCUGCUCUUCACUCGCAGUUGCGUUCGCCGCGUCGCUCUGUAAGAUUAGGCAUUGAGGCAUUACCUGGAUUUGAAUUAGAAGACUUCUGGAGUGCAUCUCCAGAAAUAUGUAUAAAUAGACAUUUAAUCAAAAUAGACAUUUUAUUUUAGUCUGCUGCACAGAUACCUGGUGUAUUCAUGCCAAAUCACUGAAGUCCUGGUUUAUUGAGGAGAAAUAUACAUAGUGCAUGUCAGCUUCCCAGAUUUUAACGAAAAAAACAACUACGAGUUUCAUUUUUGUCAUUUGGAAGAGGUUAAGAUAUUUGCAAUUAGCAUCGUGCACCACGUUCAUGUCGUCUUUAUGUUUACACUCAUGUAACUACAGUGCGUGACAACCACAACAUGAAAGUAUGCUAUUGUACUAUAGUGUAUAAAAUGUACAGUGUUGAUUUAAAAAAGACAUCAAAACGAAAAAAAAAAACUAGAAUGUUUGUAAUUACGUAAUUUUAUUUAGUAUAAAGAGGAAAAGGCGAGCGCGUGGUGUUAUCACCGUGGCUUGCCGAUGUGCGGUGAUAACUGAUCGUUGGAAUGUAGCAUGGAUCCUAAGCUUCAUCUUUGAUUGACAGGUGGCAGUGACUGCAGUUGUUUCACUCAAGUGGUGGCAUUAGCUGCUUGACUUUAGAUGCCUUAUUAAAUGUGCAGUUCUCUCUCUUUUCUCGUCCCUUAGAAACAAUAUCAUGAAGUAUUAUGUAUAUAGUAUUUAUCAUUGCAUCACUGAGAAACUCGAGCUCUAUUAAAGCCCAGCUCAAGUGUUUAUCGCUGUUUUAGUUCGAUGCACGCCGCUUUAACAGGUGGUAUGGAGACAGAGAUUCAUAAAUCUAUUGGGCUGAACUUCAUUCGUCAUACUUUAUCCAGACUGAUUUGCUGCACUGUAUAUUUUUGUACUAGUGAAGUUGUUCUGUAAAGUAGAAGUCUGUUUUAUUUAAAAACAUAUGAGACUUUAAAAACAGGAAAAAUGUUGGUAUUGAGAGAUAAAUACAAGCUGGUCAUCCUUCAAACCAGGAAGCCCAUAUGUUUUUCAAAUUCUUUCUUUUUAUGUCAUGAUUUUGUACCAAUGGUUUAACACAACACCAAUGGACCACUCAAAAUGUCUUUUUUUCAGAGUUUAGCCACAUUUUCUUUGUUGAUUGUAUGAGAAUGUCUGCAGAAUUUUUCAAUGUUUUAAUUUUGCAGGAUGUAAUAAAUAUGGUACAUAUGGUAUGAUAAACACAAUUUAUUAAACAGCUAAGAAAUAUCUUAUUGGUACCUUGAAUUAAAAAAAAAAUGGAAUUAUAAUGAUUUAAGUAAAAAGAAAAUGAUCAUGGAGCUGGUUUUGUUUACUUUAGUGCACACAACUGCAGUACCUUCUCUCAAUAUAUAUUAUUGUUAUGUUUUUGGGCCCAUAAAGAGAAUCAUGAUUUAAAUAAUUUUUGAUUUUGAUUUAUUUGAUUUAAAGAUUUUGCGUCACUCAACCAUUUCCAUAUUUUUUUCAUAACUGUUACCUCAUAGACUGCGACUAAACUACAAAUUAUUAAGUGUAAAACUAGAAUAACAAAUAAAUAAGACGUUCACUACUAUAACUACGUUAAUGUUAUUUUAGUUUUAUUAAUGCAUAUUUUACAAAGAUGCAUUUACAUGAAUUCAUGGCUCUAUUUUAAGAUCUGUGAUGCAGUGUGUAAAAUAACAUUGAUCAUUGGUCAUCAUAAGUUUUCAAUCAAAACAUUUCAUCCAUUAAGCUCUAUAAAGGGAUGUAAUAUGAUGUGGCAAAAUUGUCUGUAUCGGAUAAAGAUCCAGUUGAAGAGGCAAUCUUUACUACUGCAACACCAAAAUUUAAAAAACAGCUACAGAAAUCUACAGUAUUUAUCUCACUAAACUAAUCUAAGCUAACAGAUGUGUGUCUAAACAGUGUUAGUGGCAGGAUGCAGAAUGUUAUUAAUAUGAUAGAAGCGAUAGAUCAACUGUAUUUUUUUUUUGCCCUCGCUCUGUACAUGUGUUUGGACUAAUCCUUUGUGAGAUCUCUGUUCUUUUGUAAGCUGUGUACCCAUCUCUCCUCACACUGCAGGUUUCUAUGAGCUCGCGAAAAGGGUGUAUGCAUUCAUGUCGCUGUAAUAAAUGCUAAUAUUUUUAAUUUCUCA
Molecule: messenger RNA, 5847 nt
Organism: Triplophysa dalaica
Lineage: Eukaryota; Metazoa; Chordata; Actinopteri; Cypriniformes; Nemacheilidae
Gene: epha4b
Product: eph receptor A4b
Exons: 17
Coding region: 29-2959 (976 amino acids)
Biological process (GO): cell surface receptor protein tyrosine kinase signaling pathway; axon guidance; protein phosphorylation
Cellular component (GO): neuron projection; plasma membrane
Molecular function (GO): ATP binding; transmembrane-ephrin receptor activity; protein binding
Source: RefSeq, a predicted model, not a curated record